UCAUGGAUAUAGUGAACCAGAAAUUUCGACAACUUUUAUCAAAUACGAUGAAGAUGGUGAUAAUUAUUUAGAUCUAGUAGAACAACAACAAUUAGCAUAUGAAAUUGAAAUGGGUGUAAUCUAUAGAACUGGAGAACCGAUUGACGAAGGCAUUGGAACAGAUGAUGAAAAAUCUGUUCGAGAUGAAGAGAAUUAUAUUGAUUCAGAAGAUUACUAUGAAUUAGUUCAAAAUGUUGAUCUAAUGGAAGCUACAUUAAUUUCUAUUAUUACACGUAUUGAUGAAUUAUUGGCAAGUUUAGAACAAAUUGAAAUAGCAAAACAAGAGCAUAGAAUACAAUUGGGUGCAAUAGUAAAAGAUGUGACUCGAACACUCCAGCUCAAAUGAAAGUAUGGUUCUAAACGAACUGAUUAGAAUUUACCAGCUACUUUUUACAAAAUUCAUAAGCAAUAUCAUGAACACCAUGAAUUUGUUUUAAUUUGCCAUUUAUUAUUGACCAUAUAUAUCCUUAAUAAACACUCA
Molecule: messenger RNA, 520 nt
Organism: Schistosoma turkestanicum
Lineage: Eukaryota; Metazoa; Platyhelminthes; Trematoda; Strigeidida; Schistosomatidae
Source: the annotation of a GenBank genome assembly